AUGUCUACCCCAUUAAUUGAUGAGGGAGCAAUGCUGAAUUUGAAGGAAUUAUCAGCAUGGGCAUUUACAAGUAUACAAAUGGAGAUGGAGAUGCGCAACUUUUUCAGAUGCGUCGACGAAGAUCGUCACGCGAAAGUACGCCCAUUUUUGUCUCAUCUUGGGUUAGACCGUCAAAUUGGAUAUGGGUACAAGAUAUGUCGAGUUACUGGGAGAGUCGCCCUUCAGAAGUCCAGUGACUUCCAGGCCCUAUUAUUCCCUCUAUCAAUUGGAGCAGGUAGUCGCAGUAUAGGGUCAGGGGAGGCGAUGAUCAAUGUUGGGCUUCUUAAGCCGGGGUAUUGGAUUGAAAUAACGACUGUCAUCGUUAUUGAUGCUCUUAUGGAUUGCCUCAUUGUCCUUUUACCGGAACCAGGGUUCCUUAUAGCGCCGACACAGAGCCAAAGCCUACAGAUCGAGCACACUGUUAGUCACUAG
Molecule: messenger RNA, 471 nt
Organism: Penicillium concentricum
Lineage: Eukaryota; Fungi; Ascomycota; Eurotiomycetes; Eurotiales; Aspergillaceae
Exons: 2
Coding region: 1-471 (156 amino acids)
Source: RefSeq, a predicted model, not a curated record